Molecule: messenger RNA, 555 nt
Organism: Gossypium raimondii (Peruvian cotton)
Lineage: Eukaryota; Viridiplantae; Streptophyta; Magnoliopsida; Malvales; Malvaceae
Exons: 1
Coding region: 1-555 (184 amino acids)
Molecular function (GO): RNA-DNA hybrid ribonuclease activity; nucleic acid binding
Source: RefSeq, a predicted model, not a curated record
AUGGCAGAGUUAAAUGGGCUGGAGGAAAGAACGCUUACCUCAGAUGUUGAUAGAAGGCAGAGACAACAUGAAGGGAACACAAGGGUAGCAAUUUAUUUUGACGCAGCUUUCGACGGAAGAUUUUCCAAAUCGGCUUCGGGUCUGGUGGCUCGGGGAUUGAUGGGCGAGAUUUUAGCCUCGAUGACAGUCCUACACACCGCAAUGUUGUCCCCGUUCAUGUCAGAGGCACAUGCAGGUUUACAAGCCGUUAAAUUAGGAAUUUCAAUGGGUUUUAACUCAAUAGAAAUUGUAGGGGAUUCAAGAAUGGUAAUUCAAAAAUGUAAAUCAACAGCGUCAGAUAAAUCAGUUAUUGGGGCAAUUAUUAGAGACAUUCAAAGCAAAAAAGACCAUUUUCAAGAAAUCAAUUUCCAGUUUGUUCAAAGAUCAGGAAAUGGUUGUGCCCACGAACUCGCGAAAGAAGCAUUAAAAAGGGGAGAAGAACAGUACCUGGAGGGAGCAGUUAUAGUCUACAAUCGACGCGAACAAGAGGAAAGAUGGCCGAGGCACCCAGAUUGA